Amborella trichopoda is the source of this 2012-nucleotide messenger RNA. Its product is annotated as Molecular chaperone Hsp40/DnaJ family protein. Gene Ontology annotation, cellular component: chloroplast thylakoid membrane; cytoplasm. Gene Ontology annotation, molecular function: heat shock protein binding; ATP binding. The record is from RefSeq and is a predicted model, not a curated record. Gene Ontology annotation, biological process: response to heat; protein refolding. Lineage: Eukaryota; Viridiplantae; Streptophyta; Magnoliopsida; Amborellales; Amborellaceae.
UCGCUCUUUCUUCUUUUCCUUUUGAGCUUCUCUGUCAAUCCUUUGCGGCCCAUAUCUCUUCCUAACAAUGGCGGUUUCUCUCUCUCCACUCUCUCUCUUCCCCCCUCUUCUUCGUCCAGUGAGAAACCCAACUGCGCCUUUCCUGUCAAACUCAACUAUGCCUUCUUACAACCAGCAUUGAUCCCAUCUCCCUUUCUCAAUGGUGGUGAGAGCCUUUGGAACAAAAACCCAACUCUUUCUCUCUCUUGCAAAAGCAAGAACCCUCUGAUAUAUUGCCCCAUAACUGCUGAUUACUAUUCGACUCUUGGAGUCGCCAGGUCUGCAACUAGCAAAGAGAUUAAGAGCGCUUAUCGUAGGUUAGCACGCCAGUAUCAUCCCGAUGUUAACAAGCAGCCUGGAGCCACUGAAAAAUUCAAGGAGAUAAGCACCGCAUAUGAGGUGUUAUCUGAUGACAAGAAGAGGGCAAUGUAUGAUCAGUAUGGUGAAGCUGGAGUUAAGAGUGCAGUAGGGGGAGGAGCUGGAGCUUAUACGACUAAUCCUUUUGACCUAUUUGAGACUUUCUUUGGUGCAAGCAUGGGUGGAUUUUCUGGUAUGGAUCAAAGUGCAUUCAGAACACGGCGACGCAGCGGUGUUGUUCGGGGUGAUGAUUUACGCUAUGACAUGAUCUUGGAAUUUUCUGAGGCUAUUUUUGGUGCCGAAAAAGAGUUUGAGCUCUUCCAUUUGGAAACAUGUGAUAUAUGCUCUGGCACUGGAUCAAAGAUUGGUUCCAAGAUGAGAAUAUGCUCAACUUGUGGUGGGAGGGGUCAAGUGAUGCGUACCGAAGAAACACCUUUCGGUCUGUUUUCCCAGGUUUCUGUUUGUCCUAAUUGUGGAGGAGAGGGUGAAAUCAUAUCCGAGUAUUGUCGGAAAUGUGCUGGUGAGGGGCGUAUCAGAAAUAAGAAAUAUAUUAAAGUUAAAGUCCCUCCUGGAGUGAAUAAAGGAAGUACGCUUCGUGUGAGAGGCGAGGGUGAUGCUGGACCAAAAGGGGGCCCUCCUGGGGAUCUUUAUGUAUACCUUGAUGUCAAGGAGGUUGAUGGGAUUCAGAGAGAUGGCAUAAAUCUCCGUUCUACUAUUCCUUUAAACUAUAUUGAUGUUAUCUUAGGAACAGUCGUGAAGGUAAAGACAGUCAAUGGUAUUGCUGAAGUUCAGAUUCCACCUGGUACCCAACCUGGUGAUGUAGUUGUAUUAGCAAAGCGAGGUGCACCUAAGCUUAACAAGCCAUCAAUACGUGGUGAUCAUUUGUUUACCAUUGACGUCAUCAUACCAAAUCGUAUCAGUAGCAGAGAACGGGAACUGCUUGAAGAGCUUGCCCUUCUGAAGGAUUCUACUGGCAAUCGUGCAAGGUUUCGUACCAGUAAUAAACCUAAAAGUGAAAUCAAAGAUCGUCAGAUGGACCCAUAUAGUACGAUUUCAAAGAGAUCUGAAGAACCAAAUGACUUUUGGCAGAAGUUGAAAGAUCUGGCUGGGUCACUCGCUAAUGGAGCUUUGAAAUGGCUAAAGAAGAACCUUUAAUUUCCUCUCAAGAUCUCAUUCAUUCCUCCACUCCAUGCACAAUGGAGGCCAUAAUUUUUUUCCGAGAUGGCUGAAUUCCAUGUAAUGAAUGAUCCAUAUUCCUUAUGAGCCUUGCCGGGCUACUUUGGAGGUGCAUUCAAAAGUUGGAGGCUUAUUUCUCUCAUCGUCACUCUUUUCUGUGGUUGUAGAGUUGUUGAUAUUUGUUUUGCAUUAUCUCCAUAAUUGUUUUAGCAUUUAUAUGUAAAAGCUUUGUGCUAUCAUGCUGGUCGUCAAAUAAUGGUAAAAUGGUUAAGCAAGCUUGCCAUGGAAAUAUGAUUCUGUUGUAAUUCUUUGAAGCAUAUUGCUCUCGGGUCUUCCUUGACCCUGGUGCACAAAUACUCGAAAAAAAUAAUGCUUUGAAGUGGAGGAAGUGAUGCAUCUUCAAUCGCAUCAAGUCCAAUUCUACAUAUUCUUUUCGAAUC